GCCUCUUUAUUUUUAGAAUGAAGAUAAUGAAAAAACAUUGUUAGCUAUGCUUCUUUUUGGUUUUUUAUUGGCUGAUUCUCUGAAUAGAAAAUGUAUGCACAAACAUGCAUUGUCAACGAUCUACGAGUUAAUGAAUGUCAAAAUACACUAUGUUAAGAAACUUUGAUUCAGAACUACAUAUAUAAAAAGGUCUCUUGCUUGGACCCUUUUUUUCAUCAUUAUUAACACUACAACAUGAAGUUCUUUGGUUUAAUUUCAAUUACUGUAAUCUCUUUCAUCAUGCCUGUUUAUUCUUACUGUGUUUAUAUGAUGGUAGAUAUACCAGAGAUGGGUUAUAAAAUUCGUCAGACACCUAUGAAUGCAGGACUCAAUUAUUUUGCACGGUUUGCUCGAAGCGAUUUAAAGUCAGGCGAAAAAGCCUGUUGUCCUUAUACAAACAGUGAUUGUGUAAGGUCAGGUGGUCAGAAUGAUAAGGUUCAGAUUGCUUACAGAAGACAUUAUAAUGGGUUACAAGAAUUCCCUUCAGUUGUGGAUGUUCCCGGUGGUGGAUGGGUUGAAAUCCAUGGUGAUGCUGACCAUGAAUUGAUUCUUUCUUUCAAUCCUGAUGGUACUUCAUAUGACGGUAACCCUAGAGUCGACCUUCAAGCUGGAGAGAAUUAA
Messenger RNA from Gilbertella persicaria, 660 nucleotides. RefSeq lists its product as uncharacterized. The record is from RefSeq and is a predicted model, not a curated record. The transcript is spliced from 2 exons. The coding region runs from base 235 to 660 and encodes 141 amino acids. NCBI's taxonomy places the organism in Eukaryota, Fungi, Mucoromycota, Mucoromycetes, Mucorales, Choanephoraceae.